AUGACUCCUGCCUACUUCAGCUUCGCCUCCGCAUUUACACUAGGACUUACAGGACUAGCAUUCCACCGCACCCACCUGCUUUCAGCCCUACUAUGCUUAGAGGGCAUAAUACUGUCUUUAUUUAUUGCCCUGGCCCUAUGAAUACUACAGCUAGAAUCCACUGCCUUCUCUGCCGCCCCCAUUCUCCUACUAGCUUUUUCAGCCUGUGAAGCUGGUGCAGGCUUAGCCCUACUAGUUGCCACAGCCCGAACCCAUGGCACAGACCGUCUACAAUCCUUAAACCUACUACAAUGCUAA
Molecule: messenger RNA, 297 nt
Organism: Ictalurus furcatus (blue catfish)
Lineage: Eukaryota; Metazoa; Chordata; Actinopteri; Siluriformes; Ictaluridae
Source: the annotation of a RefSeq genome assembly